Molecule: messenger RNA, 2526 nt
Organism: Pelobates fuscus (common spadefoot toad)
Lineage: Eukaryota; Metazoa; Chordata; Amphibia; Anura; Pelobatidae
Gene: RPN2
Product: ribophorin II
Exons: 18
Coding region: 91-2022 (643 amino acids)
Biological process (GO): protein N-linked glycosylation
Cellular component (GO): oligosaccharyltransferase complex; membrane
Source: RefSeq, a predicted model, not a curated record
CGCGAGAAGCUUUGGCUCCGUCUGGGCCCGCCCACAGGAAGUAGCGGGCAGUCUGUGUCCGUGACGUGGAGAGGGGAGGGAUCCAGCAACAUGGCGGCGGUUCGACAUCUGGUUUUCAUCUGGGCUUUCACACUCUUAGCCAGUACCCUAGCCUUGUCCCCCAGUCACUACCUGAGCCGAGAUGAUGUGGAGCGGCUAAAGAAUUUCUUGGAACGUCCCGUAACAGACCUGGAAUCUGCUUACUACUAUGUUGUAGGGUUUUACCAUCUUGGUGCCAGUGUGCUCGAUGAACAGACUGCGUGUGAUUUCAUCCGCUCGAAGGUGGAUCAUGGUAGUGUGGAUUCACUAUUUUAUGCUGCCCAGUCCAGCCAAGCCUUGUCCAACUGCGAGGUGACAAUCUCCAAUGAAACCAGAGACUUGUUGCUUGGAGCAGUAAGUGAGGACUCCACGGUCAAUCAGAUCUAUCAUGCAGUGGGAGCCCUCAAUGGCUUUGGUCUUCCACUGGCCUCCCAGGAAGUAGUUGGGGCCCUCACCACUCGGCUCAGCAAGGAGGAGAAUGUGCUUGCAACCAUCGAAGCACUGCUGACCGCAUCACUUCUGUCCCAGCAAGCAGACAUGCGGGGGAUCGUGGAAGAGAUAGAGGAUUUGGUGGCACGUCUUGAUGAUUUGGGUGGUCAGUACCUACAGUUUGAAGAAGGGCUGGAAGCCACUGCUCUCUUUGUGGCUGCUACAUACAGACUUUCUGACCAUGUUGGCGUGGAGCCUGCACUGAAAGAGGAACAAAUCGUCCAGUUAAUGAAUGCUAUCUUCAGCCGAAAGAACUUUGAAUCCCACUCAGAAGCAUUCAGUGUGGCAUUGGCAGCUUCUGCUCUAUCACACAACCGCUACCACAUCCCUCUUGUUGUGAUACCCGACGGUCCUGCUGCUGUAUCCCAUAAACAACCCCUCCUACGACUGCGGGUUACAAAUGUCCUAUCUCAGUCUCUGACUGAAGCCAAAGUGAAAGUCAAUUAUGCCAAAUCAUCCAGCACCAAAGCCACAGUCCUUCAACAGACCACCUUCUCUGCAUCUGGUGACGCCUUUGAACUAAACUUCAUGGAGACCAAACCUGCCAGUGGUUAUUAUGACUUUUCAAUUAGUGUGGAGGGAGACAGCCGCUACCUGGCAAGCCAAGUGGAGCUCAAAGUGAAAGUAUCCACAGAGGUUGGAAUAGGAAAUGUUGACCUCUCCAUUGUAGACAAAGACCAAAGUAUGUCUCCAAAGACUGCCAGGGUAGUGUACCCCUCUAAAGCUAAAGGAUCCUUCACUGCUGAUAGCCACCAGAAUUUUGCCUUGUCCUUCCAGCUCACAGAUGUGAACACAGGGGCUACUCUCACACCACACCAGACCUUUGUCCGACUGCACAACCCGAAGACCGGACAGGAAGUUGUAUUUGUAGCUGAGCCAGACAGUAAGAACAUCUAUAGGUUUGAGCUUGAUCCAUCUGAGAGGAAGUCUGAGUUCGACUCUGCAUCGGGAACAUACACACUCUACCUGAUCAUUGGAGAUGCCACCCUGGAGAACCCCAUCUUGUGGAACAUAGCUGAUUUGGUCAUUAAGUUCCCUGAAGAGGACAUUCCAACUCCGAUCCAGUCCAAAAACCUGUUUACCCCCAAGCAAGAUAUUCAGCAUUUAUUCAGAGAGCCUGAGAAAAGACCUCCUAAUGUUGUAUCCACAACCUUCACUGCGCUAGUCCUUUCUCCUCUGCUGCUGCUAUUCAUCCUUUGGAUAAAAGUGGGCGUAAAUAUCUCCAACUUCAGCUUCUCUCCCAGCACCCUUAUCUUUCACCUGGGACAUGCAGCUAUGUUGGGCCUGAUGUACGUGUAUUGGACACAACUGGACAUGUUUCAGACCCUGAAGUACUUGGCGAUUUUGGGGACAAUCACCUUCCUGGCAGGAAACCGCAUGCUUGCUCAAAAAGCAGUCAAAAGGACUGCAGCUGAGCAGAGCAGUAGGCUGGCAAAGUAUAGAACUCUUCGGUAAUCGUGGGGCAAUCCAUGAAGACGGAGAAAUGAGUCUGGACCAUAAAAUGAAGAUGAUAUGAAGAUGCCAGCCUUCAUACGUGCAUUUGUGAAAGUUCAAACUGCAGUCUUGUUUGUUUUUUGGGUUGUUUUGUUAGUUUUUUUUUUUAGUUUUUUUUUUUUUAUUUGUAUUUUUUAUUUUAUUUUUUUGGCCCAAAUGAAGUUUUCUGCCCUGAUUGUUCAGUGACCACUCCCAUACACAUGGCCAUCUCUCCUUUCCAGCAAAAUCACAACGGAGUUAAUGGCCGACAUACAUGGACAUCUCAUACUGUGCCAGACAAGGUUGUGAUUCGGCGGUGUCACCAUGGCAACCUUGUUCCUUUACAGGCAGUCAUAUGGGUGCGAGGCGUAUCGGGAUCACUUUUUUUUUUUUUUUUUGUGGGAUGAGAAGGGUUUUGGAUGUCAGGGGAAUAAAGGACUUUGUACAAUUAUUCUCCUGAAAAUAAAAUGGAAGGUUGGAGGGUAA